This is a messenger RNA of Belonocnema kinseyi, 4590 nucleotides long. RefSeq names its product fibroin heavy chain-like. The record is from RefSeq and is a predicted model, not a curated record. The transcript has 5 exons. The coding region runs from base 76 to 3933 and encodes 1285 amino acids. NCBI's taxonomy places the organism in Eukaryota, Metazoa, Arthropoda, Insecta, Hymenoptera, Cynipidae.
AUCACACAAAUUUAACAGAAGUAAAAAGGAGGAAAUUAUAUAUAUAUAUAUAUUUUUUAAAUUUUAAGUGAAAAAAUGGCGUCGGCCAAGUGUUUAGUGUUCUUGUGCGCUUUACUUUUGGUUGAGAACUCCAUUGGGCAUGGUAUCUUGAGCGGACUCCUAAAAGACCAUAAGGAGCGUCGUCGAGAACAUCUUGCAAUUUUGGACCCUCUUGGUCUCUUUGGUGGGAGGGAAAGAGGCAACAAUGGAGGUUCAGAAGCUUCAGCUAACUCCCAAAGUUUGGGAACCAGCUUCAACCUUGGACCAAUUGGUUUCAGUAGCAGUUUAUCAUCCGCCUCAGCAAAUGCUAAAGCUGGAGCUGGAGGAUCAGCAAAUGCAAAUGCAGAUGCCCUAGCUAAUGCUCAGAAUGGAGGUCAAGGAGUUUACGGAGGUCAAGGGGGUUAUGGCGUUCAAGGAGGUUACGGAGGUCCAGGAGGUCCAGGGGGUUACGGAGGUCCAGGUGGUUACGCGGGGGGCAAUUCCAACGCUCAAGCUUCCGCCAAUGCAGGAGCUCAAGGAAAUUAUAUUUCACCGGAAGAUUGUGAUGAUGAGGGAUUACCAGCUCAAGCUGUACCAACUAGAGAUGAUGGGUCUCGCAGAUAUGCUCGCAGUGGAUAUGGUGCAUCUUCUACAGCAACUGCUAGUGCAAAUUCUAAUGCUAAUUAUGAUAUGAUUACGAAUCCUAGCAGAGGAUAUCAACCAGUUGCCGGUAGUAAUGCCGUUGCUAGUGCUAUUUCGAAUGCAAAUGCGAAUGUGAACACUGUAGGACAAUAUCAGCCAGCUCAACAAAUUCCUCCCCAAUAUGGUACCCAAGGUUCCAAUGCCAAUUCUAAUGCCAAUGCUGUUGCCAGUACUAAUGUAAAUUCAAAUAGUGGAGGACAGUACCAAGUAUUCCAAAAUCGUCCCCAAUAUACUGCUCCACAAGAACCUACUGCCAAUUCUAAGGCUAUUGCUAGUGCUGAUUCAAAUGCCAAUACUGGAGCUCAAUAUCAACCGGCGGUCUCAAGUCCUCCUCAUUAUUCGGUUUCUCCUGAAUCAACUUCACUUACUGGUGCUAAUUCUAACGCCAAUGCUGCUGCAAGUAGUAAUGUAAACACAAAUACUGGAGGACAGUAUCAAGAUAUCCAACAUCCUCCCCAAUAUACUGCCCCACAAGGAUCUACUGCCAAUACAAAUGCAAUGUCUAGUGCUAAUGCCGAUGCUAAUAUAAAUUCUGGAGGACAAUAUCAGCAAGUUGCCCAAAAUCCUUCAGAAUAUGAAAAAUAUAUUACUUCACAAGGAUCUGCCACCAAUCUUAAUGCUCAUUCCAGUUCAAAUGCAAAUACUGGUCUAUCACAAUCGAUCCCUGUUCAGACUCCAUCCCAACCAUCAUCCGGUUCUUACAGAUACGUAAUUCCCGUUCAGCAAGAAACUACUUCAUCAGUAUCUGGAUAUUCUGGAACUGAAAAAGGUUCUCCUAGAGUUACAGUAACUUAUAGUAUAGGACCUUCAAGAGGGAAUGCUGGAUCAGUAUCUGCGUCAAAUGAAAAUUCACAUUCAAAUACAAAUGCAAAUUCACAUGCAAAUGCAAUGAGUACUGGUAAUAUUGCUAGAGGAAAUAAUGGACCUGUUAAAAAUCUGAAUGAUCCGAAUUAUCCUGUAAAUCGAGGCUCUUCUGAUACGAUCAGGAUUAUCGUAAAAGAGGUUCCGAGGCAAGAAACUGGCCGUCGCUAUCAGGAUGAGCGAUAUCCUAGUGACAGAUAUCAUGAUGAUCGAUACGCUGGUGGCAGAUAUCCUGGUGAUAGGUAUUCUGGUGAUCAACGUCAUCGGUAUCCUAAUCAUCAUUAUCAUCAUCAUCAUCAUCAUAAUUAUCGUCCAGACCCUUCUCAGGAAGAAUAUGGACCUUACGCUCAUUAUCCACCACCUCCUCCAGAAAACCCACAAUAUGUUCUAGUUCAACGUCCUUCUCAACCCCAACAGCAACAAUAUAUUCCAGCUCCUCCACCUGCUAAACAUCAACCUUCUUCUCCUCAGCAACCACAAUAUGCUCCAGACCCUCCUCCACCUCCAGCACCUCCUCCUCCUCCAACACUUCCUCCACCACCAUCUCCAUCACCACCUCCUCCGCCUCCUCCUCAACAGCCACAAUAUUUUCCAGCUCCUGAACCUCCACCUCCUCCGCAUCAACAACCGCAAUAUAUUCCAGAUCCUCCACCUCCCCCACCUCCUCAGCAACCACAGUAUAUUCCAGCUCCCCCACCUCCACCUCCUCCACAUCAAGAACCACAAUAUAAUCCAGCUCCUCCGCCACCUCCUCAGCAACCACAGUACAUUCCAGCUCCUGCACCUCCACAAAAAAUCCAGUAUGUUCCAGCUCCUUCACCUCCACAAGAACCAGUACAAUUACCUCAACCUGUUGAAGAGAAAAGACUGGCUCGACCACAAGGUGGUUUCACACAAAAUCCCUUUCUCACUGGAAAUGGAGGAUCUAAUGCAAACACAAAUGCCAAUGCCAAUGCUAACGCUGGAGCUUCAGGUUACAAUCAAGGAGGAUUUGGUGGACCACAAGUAGGCUAUGGUGGACCCCAAGGAGGAUAUAGUGGUCCCCAAAGAGGCUAUGGUGGUUCCCAAGGAGGAUAUGGUAGUUCAAAUGCAAAAGCCAACGCCAAUGCUAAUGCUAAUGCUGGUGCUCAGGGUGGUAAUUUCGGAAACCCAGGAUAUGCUGUUAACCAAGGAUAUAGUGGACCCCAGGGUGGAGGAUAUGGACCCCAAGGUGGAUUUUCCCCACAGGGUGGAUAUGCUCAACCCGGAAUAAGGGGCUCAAAUGCCCAAGCUGAGGCCAAUGCCAACGCUAAUGCUCAAACUCAAGGAGGACUCGGAGGAGGUUACCAACCUAGCGAUCAUUUAGUAGCUAUACCAUCUGGUCCAGUAGUACCAAGUGGUCCUAGCGGUGGAGGAUAUGGAGGUGCUUCAGCUGGUGCCAACGCUAAUGCUCAAGCUCAAGGAGGACUCGGAGGAGGUUACCAACCUAGUGAUCAUUUAGUAGCUAUACCAUCUGGUCCAGUAGUACCAAAUGGUCCUAGCGGUGGAGGAUACGGAGGUGCUUCAGCUGGUGCCAACGCUAAUGCUCAAGCUCAAGGAGGAUUCGGAGGAGGUUACCAACCCAACGAUCAUCUAGUAGUCAUACCAUCUGGUCCAGUAGUACCAAGUGGUCCUAGCGGUGGAGGAUAUGGAGGUGCAUCAGCUGGUGCCAACGCUAAUUCUCAAGCUCAAGGAGGACUCGGAAGAGGUUACCAACCAAGUGAUCAUCUAGUAGUCAUACCAUCUGGUCCAGUAGUACCAAGUGGUCUUAGCGGUGGAGGAUAUGGAGGAUCACUUGGAGGUUCAGCUAAUGCCAAUGCCAAAGCCGAUGCUAGUGCAAAUGCAGGAGCUUCCAAUAUUGGACAAGGUGGAUAUGGUGGUAACCAAGGAGGGUAUGGCGGAAACCAAGGAGGAUUUGGAGGUUCUAAUUCUAAUGCUAAUGCCAAUGCCAAAGCCGAUGCUAGUGCAAAUGCAGGAGCUUCCAAUAUUGGACAAGGUGGAUAUGGUGGAAAUCAAGGAGGAUUUGGAGGUUCCAACUCUAAUGCCAAUGCCAAUGCCAAUGCCAAUUCUAAUGCCGGUGGAAACAAUUAUCGGUUGAACGAAAUCCCUUCUGCUCCUUUACAAGGAGUUAACUCUGGUGCUCAGUCAUCAGCGAAUGCAAACGCAAAUGCUUCUGGUUCUUCUUCUGGAUUAGGAAAUGCAGGAGCCAAUGCUAAAGCUGAUGCUUCCAGUAAUGCAUCAUUUGGAGGCUAUGGUGGCAGCUUUGAAACAAAAAGUUCUGCUUCAGCUUCUGCAUCAGCAAACUCAAAGGACAUGCUUAUUUUCACUGACUGAUUUUUGGAAGCUGUGAUACAAGUGAAUAUUUUAAAACUAAAAGUACCGUGAAAGAAAACUCUAAAUCAAGGAGUUCAAAUUGGUUUUUGUUUAUUCCCUUAGAGGAACAAACAAACCGAACCUAUCGAUCUUGAUAUAAAAAUAAUACUUUAAAGAGUUUUUUAAUGAUAACAAAAUAUUGUGUUAACACGUGACUACUCAAAACUUUUGGGUGAAUAUAAAUUAGUUACUAAAACAAUGCAACAUAAUGUUCGAGGAGUGUACAUAAUUUUGUUGUUUUUAGCGAAGAAACUUUAGUCUUGUAAAUAAAAGCAAGUAGAAUUUGCGACUUCCUGGUAAUCCCGAUGGCAAUGUUUAGAUCUAGAAGAAAAAUAUGUCAAACUGGCGAAAUGAGAGAAAAAUUUUACGUGAAACAAACAUGUAGUUAUUCUAUAGAAUUAAUUUAUUUACUAGGAAAUUGUAUACAUAUGUGUAUGCACAAUUAGCAAUAAUCACUUUUGCAUCGUUCAUCAGUCUUUUCUGGAAUUCGCGCUUGAGUACCAUCGUAUUUUGCCAUGUGUGAUCAUCAUGAUGCGCUAUUCUCGUAAUUACUUAGCACAUGUGUUUUUUCAGGGAGAUUUUAAAAUACAUUAAAUACAUAUAAUGGCGAUAAUAAAA